This is a messenger RNA of Cooperia oncophora, 375 nucleotides long. The record is from the annotation of a GenBank genome assembly. Lineage: Eukaryota; Metazoa; Nematoda; Chromadorea; Rhabditida; Trichostrongylidae.
AUGGACGCACCACGUGAUUUCUCUCCUAUUGCCCGAUCGCUUUUGCUGGCUCCAUCCAGGGAAGUGGUGCACGGUGCUAGAGUGGGGGAGAUUGCUCUUGUGCAACCAGUCGCUGAGCAACAUUAUCGCAGUGAAAGUUGCCUCUGCAUAGCAUUGCAUGCUAUACCGCAUAACAUGCUAGUGACUGAUGUUCUGAGUAACUUCAGAGGGCGCCACCUUUUUACCCCUGAUGCGAAAGCCGUCAUCGCAAAUGUGGAGCAGUUUUUGGCAAAACUGAAAGAACAUCUCGGGGCCACAGCACGUGAAACCGUUCCGAAUCACAGAAAUAACUGCCACGGCAUGCCGUGUGAGUGUACCGGCGGUCACUCGGAUUAG